Molecule: messenger RNA, 1109 nt
Organism: Cucurbita pepo subsp. pepo (vegetable marrow)
Lineage: Eukaryota; Viridiplantae; Streptophyta; Magnoliopsida; Cucurbitales; Cucurbitaceae
Gene: GLTP1
Product: glycolipid transfer protein 1
Biological process (GO): intermembrane lipid transfer; ceramide transport
Cellular component (GO): cytosol; membrane; cytoplasm
Molecular function (GO): ceramide 1-phosphate binding; ceramide 1-phosphate transfer activity
Source: RefSeq, a predicted model, not a curated record
CUCGUCUCGCGUCGUGGAAACGGGACCCCUAAAUUUAGAAGAGAGAUUCUCAGAACAUCUUACUGUUCGAAUCCCGCGUUUUCCGAUAUCUUCCUCCUCUAUCAUUUCCUCAUUUUUUUCAAUUCAACUCUCAUUGCUUCGAUCGGAGAUCUCAAAGCCGCACAAACCACAGCACAAAGGAUCUUUUCUAACCCAAAGAAUACAAAUGGAGGGAACUGUGUUCGCUCCUGCCCUGGAAGGAAUUCAGCAUGUCAAAUCUGAAGCAGGGGAGAUUUUGACCAAGCCUUUCUUGGAAGUGUGCAAACAUAUUUUGCCUGUUAUCGACAAGUUUGGAGCUGCUAUGGCACUUGUUAAAAGUGACAUUGGAGGCAACAUAGCGAGAUUGGAGUCCAAGUAUUCUACCAACCCAUCUGAAUUCAACUACUUGUAUGACUUGGUGAAACCUGAGAUUGAAAGUAAGACUGCAAAAGGAUCAUCCAGUUGUACAAAUGGUCUUCUUUGGUUGACAAGAGCCAUGGAUUUCUUGGUAGAACUGUUCCGCAACUUACUGGAGCAUCAGGAUUGGACAAUGUCCCGUGCCUGUACAGAAGCCUAUGGCAAGACCUUGAAAAAGUGGCAUGGUUGGCUGGCCAGUUCAAGUUUCACUGUUGCCAUGAAGCUUGCCCCCGAUCGUAAGAAGUUUAUGGAUGUUAUAUCAGGCAAUGGCAAUGUUGAAGCUGAUAUAGAGCAAUUUUGUUCAAAAUUUUCACCUCUCCUCGAAGAGAAUCACAAGUUUCUGGCUAGUGUUGGCAUGGACGAGCUGAAGGCUUCGUGAGAGAGGCUGAUCAUUGCUGAAAAUCGAGUGACCGUCUCGAUUAUAUUGUUACCUAUAUGUUAUAGCUUAUUCGAAAUCCCUUUAACAUCCUUAAAUUCAGACAAUCCUCAAGACCUUAAAUUUCUGUCUGUGAUUUGAUAAUCUUAUGUUUCUAUUUUUGUAUGUGCUUUUGUUGUGUGUUGAAUCACAACUAGCUCAUCACCACAUUAUGUCCCAACGGGAGUUCGAAUCUUGUAGAAUCCUCUUUAAAUCCCUUUGACAUUUAUAUAUUGGAAAGUUCAUUAUGACCAAUCUA